CCCACCACUAACUGAGCACAAUGCUGAUGUUUUCAACAAGACCCUUGAGCUUCAUUAGCUCUUUCCAUUUUCCUCUUCAACAUUUCUGCAACAACACCAUUAUUUCCAUGGAAUCCUCAAAACUCUUCUCUACAGCAACAACUGCAGAUCAUUCUUGUGUUUCUACUUCAAGAGAACCCCACAAUGGUGAAGCUGCAAUUAGUGUUGAAGAAUGGAGGGGUUGGGGGACAACAUCAACUGUACCUGCUAUGGUUACUCAGGUUGUUGAUGACUUGAAUCUUUUAGAGAAACAUGUUGAUGCUGACAUGGUUUUUGGUGGCAAUCAUGGCAAACUCUCGGGUGACUUCAAGGUGCAAGAGGAUAAAAAGCAUAGAGCGAAAUAUCAAUCUUUAGGUGAUUCUCAACAGAAACUCCAGUUCUUUUCAGCUCGACAAAUUGCAUGUCGUGUGCUUGGAAGUAGGGGUUACCUUUGUCAGAAGUGUUGGCUUCCCUCGGAGGAUUGUAUGUGCUCAAAACUUAUUACAUGUCCUCUUUGGAAUCGGAUACGGUUUUGGUUGUACAUGCACCCAAAGGAUUUUUUGCGACAAAAUAACACAGGGAAGUUGUUGUGGCAAGUAUUUGGCGUCCAGGCUGCUAAUUUGUGUCUUUAUGGAAUAGCUGAACAUGAGGAAAUGAUGUGGGAUGCACUCAAGCUUGCAGGAAAAGACAAGGUUUGGUGUCUUUAUCCCAACAAGAACGCACCAGCAAAUUCUGUCAAGGAUAGCAUGGCCGGCCUUUCUUUUGUGCAUGUAGAAUGCCUUCCUGAGAUGACAGAUGGAGUCCAUUCCUUGAAUUUUAUUCUAAUUGAUGGGACGUGGAGCAAUUCGGGUGCAAUGUUCAGCCGUUUGAAGGAACGGUACAAGUUAAUGUGGGGUGAGGAGGAGAUUCCUUGCAUAACGCUGAACACAGGAGCAUCCUUGAUGCAUAAACUCAGACCCCAACCAUCAUGGGAUCGUACAUGUACAGCAGCAGCAGCAAUAGGCCUCCUCGAUGAGCUGCAUGACCUUCCAAAUUUUGUUUCCUAUGGAUUGGACAAACAGGCUAAAGCACUUGAAGAUGCUGUGGAGGUUUUGUUAGAUUCACUUACAGCUCGACGGCUUCGCAUGGGUAAAAACCCAGUCUUUACUGGCAUUUCACUUCUGACAAAUGGUGAGGCCAACGGCAAAAAUGCUAGGCCACAUAGAUACAGCAGAAUGACAAUUGGACUAACAUGUUCUCAUAGAGAAGUAAUACGAGUUACAAGUUUGAAAGAGAUCCAGAUCAUUUUGGACAGUUUUGUUUUCCCAGUUUUUACACAAUGUUUUGGUUUCUCUAUGGAUUUGCUUCUCCAUACAGUGUUUUAGUUAGAAAAAAAAUGUCAAGAACUCUUAAUAGUAGUCAUAUAGGAUCGACAUAUCAGAGGAACAAUUAUUGGUUCUUGGAGUAAUGAGCUUAUUAUCUGUCUUUUG
This is a messenger RNA of Lycium ferocissimum, 1487 nucleotides long. RefSeq lists its product as uncharacterized. The record is from RefSeq and is a predicted model, not a curated record. The transcript is spliced from 9 exons. Lineage: Eukaryota; Viridiplantae; Streptophyta; Magnoliopsida; Solanales; Solanaceae. Bases 21 to 1382 code for a protein of 453 amino acids.